Molecule: messenger RNA, 497 nt
Organism: Morone saxatilis (striped sea-bass)
Lineage: Eukaryota; Metazoa; Chordata; Actinopteri; Moronidae
Product: leucine-rich repeat and calponin homology domain-containing protein 1-like
Exons: 5
Coding region: 1-465 (154 amino acids)
Source: RefSeq, a predicted model, not a curated record
AUGUUAUUCAUAGUUCCCGUUUCCAUCAUUGCAGCAGACCCAAACUCUGACUCGGUUCGUCUGAUUGAGGAGAGCCCUACGGAAGCCCUGAGGGACCAGUUCAGCUACAGAGACUCUGCCCUCAGCACUCGCUUCGUCAACUACAUCAAGGGUCGGACAGCGGCAGAAUUGGACGAGCCCCUCAGGAUAGAAGAAGACUCACACUGGCCAACAGAACAAAUGUCAAAGGUCACAGGGGGCACAGAGCUCCACAUUGACAUGAUCAACCAGCUGAAGGAGGCUGUGGAGCUGCUGCAGGACCCCAGCAGAGUGAAUACAGAGCAGGACGAUCCGUCUGGAGUCCAGCUCUACCCGGUGGAAAUGGUCACAGUGGAAGAGUCACUUAAUGGGCAGGACAGUGAUGAGGGCUUCACCACACAAAAGGUACAGUACAACUUUAGAACUUCUCUAUACAAUAACAGUUGAGCAAGCAUUAGUCAGAACCUCGGUCAACUUUC